Messenger RNA from Cutaneotrichosporon cavernicola, 954 nucleotides. RefSeq lists its product as uncharacterized. The transcript is spliced from 4 exons. Bases 1 to 954 code for a protein of 317 amino acids. The record is from RefSeq and is a predicted model, not a curated record. NCBI's taxonomy places the organism in Eukaryota, Fungi, Basidiomycota, Tremellomycetes, Trichosporonales, Trichosporonaceae.
AUGCGGUUCACGCUUGCUACGCUUGCCCUCGCCUCUAUGGCUGAGGCCCACCUUACCCUCUGGCACCCAUCCCUAUUCGGCUUCAACUGGCCCGAUGUCGGUGACGCAGUGGUCCAACAUUAUCAACUCAACACACCUGUCAACCCUGCACGUGGAAUGGACAACCUCACUGUCGACGAGUGGUUCGGCCACAACAUGCGCAACUGCACGCCUGCCAAGGACGCGUUCUUGGAGCUCGAAACCGGCAAGACUGUCACGUUUGAGAUUGGUUGCAACCGCGCGCAUACAACGUAUCGCCCACCAGAAUGGAGCUACACGACCAAGCCCCUCCUCGAAUAUUGCUGCCCGGAUCGUGGGCCACUCCAUACCGCCAACAAUUACGGUACCCCUUACAACAAGCUCAACGUGUCACUGUUCGGCGGAACGGCGCUCGCAAUCGCUUACGAAUCGGACCCGUACAAAGUCAAACCCGAAGAUAUGGUCGUCAUCAGCGUCAACUACACCUCGCCAUGGUUCCGCCUCGUCGACUACCAGAUUCCGCCCAGUCUACCGCGUUGUCCAAAAGGAGGUUGCAUCUGCACCUGGAACUGGAUCCACACACGCAUGAACCGCGAGGGCUACGGUAGUGAGAUUUACAACACAAUGUACAAGUGCAAGGUUACUGGCAAGACCAGUAAGUUUUCGUUCAUACCGAAUCCCGCGCCGCCUGAGCAAGACUGCGCUGGGAAUCCGGAUAACUGCACGCCUGGGCCCAAGCAGCCUAUGUACAUGUUCCAAAAGGACGGAAACAACUUACCAGACCCCGAGCCCCACAGCGAGACAGCCACGUACGUGAGCCGCUUCGCGGACGGUGCGCAGCUCGAUGUGGUGGUUGGUGCUGCGGCGCACACAGGCCCGAGCGUUGCCUUGAGUGUGACUGUUGCGAUCAGCGUGCUCCUGUUCUGCACGAUCUAG